AUGAGAAAUUACAUCAGAAAUAAAAUCAGAAAUUGGACAUGCAGAAAUAUAAUUGCUUUGGGCAAUGAAUCAUCAUCAGUAUGUACGCAACAUUCAAUGUUAUGUAUAGCUGUAGAAUACAUUUUUUGUGCGUGGCGUAUGGGGGCGAUGAUAACAUUUAUGCGUAUAAUGGCAAAAUAUGGUUGUGAAAAAGUGAGAAAUGGUAUCAUGAAAAUGCCUCCGUUUUAUUCUAUAUCUCAUUUCCUAGGAAUAAUAAAUAGUCGAUCCUUGGGCAUGGGACGAUUCAAAGUCAUUGCAAAAAGCGAUAACCUUAUAAGAGAAGUGAAAGCGUCAGAAGAAAAGUUUAAUGACGUCACUUUGCAAAACACUUUUGUUUUCAUGAGAAUCACCCUCGAAAAAGCGGAAACUAACAAGCAAAUAGCGACAGUAAUAACAAGAACAACAAUGAAAAUUCUCAGACCAUAA
Clunio marinus is the source of this 465-nucleotide messenger RNA. NCBI's taxonomy places the organism in Eukaryota, Metazoa, Arthropoda, Insecta, Diptera, Chironomidae. The record is from the annotation of a GenBank genome assembly.